Molecule: messenger RNA, 2524 nt
Organism: Phytophthora nicotianae INRA-310
Lineage: Eukaryota; Oomycota; Peronosporomycetes; Peronosporales; Peronosporaceae
Exons: 4
Coding region: 640-1875 (411 amino acids)
Molecular function (GO): protein binding
Source: RefSeq, a predicted model, not a curated record
GGCACCGAUGAAAUGGAGAUCGGUACAAAAUCAUGUACGGACAUCAGGCGGGCAAGAAAAGCGCCAGGUUCCUCCCCCUCGCAUUCCGGGGAAUCAGGAGAGAAGCGACGAUGGCUGACCAAGUCGACGUCGAGGUUUCGGCGCCCACCGCUCCGAUCAAUGUGCUUCUGGGAAAGCCCACCCUACUGGCACGGGUGGUGGCGUUUGUAGGGUCAGUGGACACUCGGCUGCUGGGUGCGUAGCGAAAAGGAAUCCUGGAAAGGUAACCUUGGGUACUGACGGCCGAUCUAUGACUAUGUAUGUACGCUUCCGCUGCUGUGCUGUAGUAUGUCUCAACCGGAACUGGGCCAGAGAAAUGAUGAAGCCGUCGGUGUGGGAGAUCUCGGCUGGGGUGCCAUAUGAGCCGCUGCUGAUUAACUGCUUCCGUCGCGCCUCCAAUUACUGCUACCGAGAGGUGGACGCGCCCUCCCCGUAAGAACCCACCGCUGUAUAUUUACUGCACUUCCUUGUUUUUGGAUAACUUCUGGGACGAUAGGUGUAGAAAAUGCUGACGCUUAUUGCUCUUACGACGAUAGCAAUGUGAAUCGCCGAGGGUCGCCCCCUGCCAUCCGGGCUUGCUUGCUGAAUGAGCGCACUUCCAUGCGUGAAUACGUUCAUGACUUAAAACUGAUGACAGCGGAGAACGAGUGGUUUGAUAAGCCCCCAAGGAUUCUCAAUCUGGACAGCGUGCCGGAACUUAAGAACGAGGUGCAUAAGAACCCUCGCACGGCGUUUGAGAAUCCAAAACUGCUAAACAAUCGAUUCAGCCGAAGCCAAGAAGCUCGACUAGUUUCAGGCGAUAUUGACCAAGAGCGUGCAAGUUUCUACUUGUGGUCACUCGAGAAGCAGCACCUACGCGCUUCUAUGACUCAAACCAAUGCCUCGUGCUACGAUGUAUGUGAUGAAGCAUUAGCAGUGGGCUGCACUGACGGCGCGGUCAAGAUUUGGAGCUUCUCGUCGCUUGAAAGCCGCAACCUCGAUACAACGUCGUUAGUGAAUGCCUCGCCUACGACCUCGAUUUCCCAUCGCUCCAGCCUCGGAAUGGUUCCUUUCAUUAGGACGCGUGCGAAGGACAAAGUGGUUAACGUUAAAAUUGACCACAAUGAUGGCUCUUUCCUGCAUUUGGCGACGUCAACAGAGAAGGGAGAAGCGAACGUUUGGGAUGUCACAAAAGGAGAGAUCGUUGUUUCCAUCCCGUCCAGUAAGAUCCACAAGUCGAUGCUACCACGAUCGCAGAGAGAGACAUCCCCACAGAUCACGAGCUUGAUGCUGCUGCGUAACACACUUGUGUGUGGUACAUCUUGCGGUCUUAUCCGUGUGUUUGAUGUGCGCAGCAGUCGACUAACACACCGACUCGCAGGCCACCCAGGCGCUGUCGUCAACGCAGAUACUAAAGGACGAGUUUUGUGGUCCGCUGGUAAUGAGGGCACUGUUCGGUGGUGGGGUGGAAAAAGCGCGAAGAUUUUAUCGAAGUCCGCCUUAUGCGAAGGUGGCAUCUCGGCGCUUGAGAUGGAUGAAACCGUGGUUGUUGCUGGCUACUCUGAGCAGGGCAUGGAAGCCUGGGAUGUGAGAACCCAACAAUCAUUGUGUACAUUUAGCAAUCACGAGCACGGGGGUGUUAAGGCUCUUCAGUUUGACAACCGCAAGCUAGUUAGUGUGUCAUCGACCGGCAAGGCGGCAUUGUGGAGAUGGUACGAGCCUAAUCCGGUGCGAUGGUUUGAGCCACCGACUGCUUCUGCACGCUUCACCUCGACCAAGUUUAACGACCGGCACCUCGUGUUCGGUACCGAUUGCGGAGAGCUUGUGGAUUACGACCGACUCGCCACGGUUUUGUAGGCAAUGAAUGAGCCGUUGUUGUUUGUCAACAGGUGACGAGGAGAAUUUGAACAAGGAUAGAAUAGGAAGCUCGGCUCUCUUCAAUUCACGCGCGUGAAGAAAAUAUUGUUUUACCUUUGCCAUGGAAUGAAGUUCAUGGUCGCUAUGUGAGCUUUUUCGGUCUAAGAGCUGUGAGGUGAGCUACGCGGGGCUUUCUUCAGAUACACAAUGCUUCCCUUCAGCGCUUGAUUUCGUUCGCCUGGCCUCACCACGGCAACGCGCGACUGCUGUCCUCGAAAUUUCUCAUCAACGUCUGCGAUUGAUGCGAGUGAAGUCGAAAGUCGCGAGUUAUGCUCGUAAGUGGAUGCACCACCCACAGGGUCUGGGAGUCGAAUGAUGAUACCGGCUCCCGUGUUCAGCAGUGCUGCAGGUUCGCGCACUGGUUGUAGCUGCCCAGAGCUGUGCGAAGACCCCAUAGUGCUGCUGGAUAGGCUUCACAAAUGCAUGCUAAUUAGAGAGCGCUUCAUCGUGGGGACCGCUCCACCACCAAAAUAACAUCGCUGCGAGAUCCGGCCGAAAUGCUGCCGCGCGUACAUCACACAGUAAUUUUGUUACAUGAUCCAUGUAGAUAUAACAUGCACACCGCUUCCGCAUGCUUCGUUUGCGCCCC